This is a messenger RNA of Bactrocera tryoni, 1053 nucleotides long. It is a transcript of the gene jhamt, whose product is annotated as juvenile hormone acid O-methyltransferase. The record is from RefSeq and is a predicted model, not a curated record. Bases 65 to 958 code for a protein of 297 amino acids. The transcript has 3 exons. Lineage: Eukaryota; Metazoa; Arthropoda; Insecta; Diptera; Tephritidae.
AUUGAAAAAAAAAAUUUAGAAAAAAAAAUUUUGAAAAAAUAUUUUCCAAAAAUCCACCGACAACAUGAAUCUCGCUUCGCUUUAUCACCGCGCCAGCGCCGUGCAGCGCCGCGACUCGAAGCAAAUCUUUCAAGAAUACAUCAAGGUGAUGAAAUGGCGCGCCGACGGCCGCGAUACGAUCAUCGAUAUCGGUUCCGGUUCGGGUAAUGUGCUUAUGGACUACAUUUAUCCGCUGUUGCCGCCCAACUUCAAAGCCGUUUUGUCUACAGACAUCUCGGCGCGUAUGGUGGAAUUCGCGCGCCAAAAUUACAAUUAUAUUAAGCGCGCUCAGUUCGAGGUGCUCGACAUUGCUUGUUCGGAGCUGCCACAGCAUCUUUGCAAUCGUUUCGAUCAUGUCACCUCCUUCUAUUGCCUGCACUGGGUGCAAGAUCAAAAACGUGCCUUACAGAAUAUCCGUCAGCUGUUGCGUGUGAGUGGUGGCGAUUGCCUGCUUGUGUUUCUCGCCAAUAAUCCCAUAUACGAUGUUUACCUGACUUUGGCGAAGACGCAGAAAUGGCGCGAUUAUAUGCGUGAUGUGCAGCAGUUCAUCUCACCGUUACACAGCAGCUGUGAUCCGGGUGCGGAGUUCAGCAAGUUGUUGGAGGAGACGGGCUUUGUAGACUACACUGUGGAGAUACGCAAUGAGAUAUACGUUUAUGAUGGCACACAGAAUGUGAAAGAUAAUGUGAAGGCGAUUUGUCCUUUUUUGGAGCGUAUGUCUCCAGCUAUGCAGGAAGACUUUCUGGAUGACAUCGUACAAUGUGUGGCUGACAUGAAUCUGCGCGAAGCCGACAUCAAUACAAAAGAUUUUAAAUUUAUUGCGCCAUACAAAUUAGUUGUGGUCUAUGCGCGAAAGCCCAACGAAUUUUUAAGCACUAUGAUCGAGGAGACGGAGCGUGUGUCAAAGCGUUUGAUGUGAUUGAAAUACCAAAGUAGCCAAAGAUUUAGAACAAUUGUAGUUUUGUAGCUUAGUGAUAUUAAUCUAGUUAGUAAAAGUGCUUCCAAUUUAUUUAA